Molecule: messenger RNA, 1998 nt
Organism: Branchiostoma floridae (Florida lancelet)
Lineage: Eukaryota; Metazoa; Chordata; Leptocardii; Amphioxiformes; Branchiostomatidae
Product: cell division control protein 42 homolog
Exons: 6
Coding region: 168-743 (191 amino acids)
Biological process (GO): small GTPase-mediated signal transduction
Molecular function (GO): GTPase activity; GTP binding
Source: RefSeq, a predicted model, not a curated record
AGACUCCAUGCGGUAUUUUGAUUGGUUAAAUUGCGACAUUCAGGAAAUCUGCGCACUGUCCCUGAUAGAACACCUGGGAAACCCGUCCAGCCACCGCCCAACCGAACGGGAAGUUGGAGAGAAAAGUAGAAGAAAACGUUCAAAAUAAGUACAGUGGACCAGUGACCAUGCAGACCAUUAAAUGUGUGGUAGUGGGGGACGGAGCUGUGGGUAAAACCUGCCUGCUCAUCUCAUACACAACCAACAAGUUCCCUUCAGAAUACGUCCCUACGGUUUUUGACAACUAUGCUGUGACUGUGAUGAUAGGAGGAGAACCCUACACACUGGGCUUGUUUGACACAGCAGGUCAGGAAGACUACGACAGGUUGAGGCCGCUCAGUUAUCCCCAGACAGAUGUUUUCCUCGUGUGUUUCUCUGUCGUGUCUCCGUCAUCGUUUGAGAAUGUAAAAGAAAAGUGGGUUCCAGAGAUCACGCACCACUGUCCCCGCACACCAUUCCUGUUAGUCGGCACCCAGGUGGAUCUGCGUGACGACGCUACCACCACAGAAAAGCUGGCUAAGAACAAGCAGAAGCCAAUCACGGGCGAGCAGGGGGAGAAACUUGCGCGGGAACUCAAGGCUGUCAAAUACGUGGAGUGCUCCGCUCUCACACAGAAAGGGUUGAAGAACGUGUUCGACGAAGCGAUCCUGGCUGCGCUGGAGCCGCCCGAACCCAAAAGGAAGAGAAAAUGUGUCCUGCUAUGAGCCUGUCUGGGGAGUAGGGGGGAAGGGGGGAGGGAGAGAUGGAGGGGGUUAGGGAGGGGAGGUCACCUACUCAGCCCGACCAUGGCAUUGUCCUAGGGGGAAUACAACAAUGUCCACUAACACUGGUCACCUUAUCUAUGGAAAGGCAGUCUCAAAUAUCCAGGUUAAUGUCCUACACCUAAACUUCUGUGAAUGGAUGUACAGUAAAGCGCAUGCUUUUCUCUGUAUGUUACAGCAUUUCUGUGAUAAGGUGUAGCUGUAGACUUGUUUGGCUGGAAGGCUUGUUGGAGAUUUCCAAAUCCCUACGGCAUUUCCAGAUAUAAGGCCACACCAAUUUCUUCCCUUGGUUUUUAGACACACCUGAGUAAAAUCUUAGAAAACGGUAACAAAGUAAAACAUGCAUCAAACUGCGUGAGACUAUCUCUACCAAGGUUCAGACUUCCCUUCAGUUUUCUAUGUCAGCUUUUUUUUCACAGAAUCUGAAAACCAUAGAGUUCAAUUGGUGUGGCCUUAACUGACCAGUGUUCAAUCUUGCUACAAAAACGUAAUGAAAAACAUGGCCCAACGAACCACAAAAGUCUUUACUGACCAAGAAGGGUACUAUUCUGAUUAGGUAGCAGCCUCAGUAAAAUCCGGAGAACAAAAUUUCACAAAACUACAAGUUGAACUCGUGGGAAUGAGAGGACAAAAUGCAGCAUGCAAUGAAUUUCAUGACCAAAUUACUCGAUCGAAAAGUCCUUUGAUUCCUCUAUAUCGCACUGAUGGAUAAUCAGUAUGUUGUAAGAAAGAAUGUAGUUGAUUGACUGUGGUAAGCAUUUUCCUGUACAUACUAAGUAGUGUAAAGUCGAGAACUAUGAUAGUAAUGUUUUACAAGUUUCACGCGCAAGUACAUGUGGGGUAUAUUGGGGUGGUAGAACUUUAUACCAACUGAUAUUACGAAUGACUCAUAAUCUCAACAUGGUAGAAGAAAUGCCACAAGAAGUUUGUUAGUAUUUUGCAGUUUUCUGUUAUCAAUGACGUUUAAUUUAAAUCAAUAUCAUAAAGCAUUUAGCCGAAUGAUGCAUUCACCCAUGUCCUAUAUUGUGUAAAGCAGUAAUAGACGUUACAUAUUUAGAUUGGUUUUUCGUUUAUUCUAUAUUUUGCAGAGAAAUACCUGAAAAACAGGCCAGAACUUGACAUGGCCUGAGACAAAAAUGUGCUCACGAUGAUAAACUCUUAUGUACCAACAUGGAGAACUGAAUAAAUUGUAAAAGUA